AUGGGUCGAGUCUCCUUCGCCGACGAUGUAAACGAGCGCACCAUCGACGAGAUUGAAGAGGAGCCGGUCAAUAUAUAUGAGUAUCAGAAUACUCCAGACAACAAGUCUUGGGCGGGUGCUCUCCCGCUCAAGCAGGGCCUCUACGACCCGGAGCUUGAGAAGGAUGCCUGUGGUGUAGGUUUCGCCGCCCAUAUCAAGGGCAAGGCGAGCCACAAGAUCGUCACAGAUGGUGAGAGUAGCAUGUGGAAGCCAUGCUAGAGACCAGCAGCUAAUACGCGAUAGCACGUAACCUUCUUUGCAACAUGACCCACCGUGGUGCGGUCGGUUCUGAUGCAAGAGACGGCGACGGUGCUGGUGUCAUGACCUCCAUUCCCCACAAGUUCUUCGUCAAGAACUUUGAGAAGGAGCAGGGCAUCAAGCUCCCUGAGCCCGGCAAGUACGCUGCAGGAAACGUCUUCUUCAAGCCAGAAGAGGAGACUCUCAAAGAGACCCUCGAUAAAUUCGAGGAGAUUGCAAACGAACUCGACCUACGAGUACUUGGAUGGCGAGAGGUUCCAAAGGACAGCAGCCUCCUCGGCCCAGCCGCCAAGUCUCGAGAGCCCAUCAUUCUGCAGCCAUUCGUUGUGCUGAAGUCGAUCUACGGAGACGGUAAAGAGCCCAAGCCUGAUUUCAACGACAAGUACAACGAGCAGGCCUUUGAGCGACAGCUCUUCGUUCUGCGGAAGCGUGCUACACACGUCAUUGGACUGCACAACUGGUUCUACCUAUGCUCUUUGAGCAACAAGAACAUCGUCUACAAAGGCCAGCUCUCACCCGUUCAGGUCUACGAUUACUACCACGACUUGGUCAAUGUCGACUAUGAAGGCCACUUCGCGCUCGUACACUCACGUUUCUCUACGAACACUUUCCCAUCCUGGGACAGGGCACAACCUCUGCGAUGGGCUGCACACAACGGUGAAAUCAACACUCUGCGAGGAAACAAGAACUGGAUGCGCGCACGAGAGGGCGUGCUCAAGUCUGAAUUUUUCGGCGACGAGCUGGAAUCGCUCUACCCGAUCAUUGAAGACGGCGGUUCCGACUCCGCGGCUUUCGACAACGUCUUGGAGCUUUUGGUGAUCAACGGCGUUUUGUCGCUGCCGGAGGCUGUGAUGCUAAUGGUUCCAGAGGCAUGGCAAGGAAAUGACCAUAUUGAUGGUACGAAGCAGGCUUUCUACGAAUGGGCUGCCUGUAUGAUGGAGCCAUGGGAUGGUCCAGCGCUCUUCACCUUUUCGGACGGACGAUACUGCGGUGCCAAUCUGGACAGAAACGGUCUUAGACCCUGCAGAUACUAUGUUCUUGAUGAUGACCGCAUCAUCUGUGCCUCCGAAGUUGGCACAAUUGCCAUUGAUCCAUCUUCCGUUGUCCAAAAGGGCAGAUUGCAACCCGGACGUAUGCUUCUGGUUGAUACACAGGCCGGGAGAAUUAUCGACGACGCAGAGCUGAAGGAGACGGUGUCCAACCGACAGGACUUCCGAGCUUGGCUAGAUUCUCAACUGCUUGUGAUGCCAGAUAUCCACAAGAAGCUUCUUGAGAACGGCACCGACCUUUCCCACAAGCUCACUGAGACCAGGGUGCAGGAAGACCCGCGACUAAAGGCCUUCGGCUAUUCUUUGGAGCAGGUUUCUCUUCUCCUUGCACCUAUGGCUGCUGAUUCCAAGGAAGCACUGGGAUCCAUGGGCAACGACGCUCCUCUCGCGUGCUUGGCCCAGCAGCCAAGACUGCUGUUCGAAUACUUCCGACAGCUUUUCGCCCAGGUCACGAACCCUCCAAUCGAUCCGAUUCGAGAGGCAGUUGUCAUGUCUCUUGGUUCUUACGUCGGCCCUCAGGGUAAUCUUCUUGAGAUGAAUAAGGAGCAGUGCCACAGACUGUAUCUGCCAUCUCCAAUGCUCUCGAUCGAAGAGUUCAACGCGCUCAAUCACGUUACGUCUGUCCAUAAGAAUUGGACAGUGGCGACGAUCGACAUCACAUUCCCCAAGGUAGAUGGAAUCGCUGGUUACGAGGCAGCUCUGGACCGCAUUUGCGACGCCGCAUCUGAGGCCAUUAACAAUGGCGACAAGCUGAUCGUCCUCUCCGACCGCAAGACCUCUUCUGAGCGCGUGACUGUCUCAUCUCUACUGGCCACUGGUAUGGUCCACCACCACCUUGUCCGCAACAGGUGGCGUGCUCAGGCGGCUCUCGUCGUCGAAACUGCUGAGGCUCGUGAAGUCCACCACAUGUGCGUGCUCGUGGGCUACGGUGCUGACGCAAUCUGCCCCUACCUCGCCAUUGAAUGUAUCCUCAAGCUCGACCGCGAAGGCUUGAUUAGAAAGAAGACGAGCCCCGAGGAGCUCAUCAGCAACUACAAGCACUCAUGCGACGGCGGUAUCCUCAAAGUCAUGAGCAAGAUGGGCAUCUCUACCCUUCAGAGUUACAAGGGAGCACAGAUUUUCGAGGCCCUUGGUAUCGAUGAUACCGUUGUCGACCGAUGCUUCACUGGUACUGCGACUCGUAUUCGAGGUAUGACAUUCGAGCUCAUCGCUCAGGAUGCAUUUGCCCUCCAUGAGAAGGGUUACCCGAGCCGCAACAUCUUGGAGAUACCGGGUCUGGCAGAGACCGGAGAGUACCAUUGGAGAGACGGAGGCGAGCCGCAUGUCAACGACCCUGUUUCUAUCGCCAACAUCCAAGACGCAGUGCGCAUGAAGAACGACAAGUCCUACGAGGCGUACUCGCGCUCUGAGUACGAACAGAUUAAGAACUGUACCUUGCGUGGUCUGCUCGACUUCGAUUUUGAAGCCACAACUCCGAUUCCGAUCGACCAAGUCGAGCCUUGGACCGAGAUUGUGCGCCGUUUCGUGACCGGUGCCAUGUCCUACGGAUCCAUCUCGAUGGAGUCGCAUUCCACUCUUGCUGUAGCAAUGAACAGACUUGGUGGCAAGUCCAACACCGGCGAAGGAGGUGAGGAUCCAGAGCGCAGUCUCCCAAUGGAAAACGGCGAUACCAUGCGCUCUGCCAUCAAGCAGAUUGCUUCUGGCCGUUUUGGAGUCACCAGCAACUACCUGGCUGACGCCGACGAGCUGCAGAUUAAGAUGGCGCAGGGUGCUAAGCCCGGUGAAGGUGGUGAGCUGCCAGGACAUAAGGUCUCUGGCCCGAUUGCGAAGACUAGACACUCCACUCCCGGUGUCGGUCUUAUCUCUCCACCUCCACACCACGACAUCUACUCCAUUGAGGACUUGAAACAGCUCAUCUACGACUUGAAGUGCUCGAACCCACGUGCACGAGUGUCGGUCAAGCUUGUCUCUGAGACCGGCGUUGGUAUUGUUGCCUCUGGUGUUGCCAAAGCCAAGGCUGACCACAUUCUCAUUUCUGGACACGAUGGUGGUACUGGUGCCUCUCGCUGGACUGGUAUCAAGUACGCCGGUCUACCUUGGGAGCUGGGUCUUGCCGAGACUCACCAGACUUUGGUGCUUAACGACCUUCGUGGACGUGUCGUUGUGCAGACUGACGGUCAGCUCCGUACCGGACGUGAUGUUGCACUCGCCUGCUUGCUUGGUGCCGAGGAGUUUGGCUUCGCAACCACGCCUCUUAUCGCCAUGGGAUGCAUCAUGAUGCGCAAGUGCCAUUUGUUAGUCUACCCAAAUGCCCUCUAUUGUGUCUAGGACACCUGCUGACUUGCCGAUGUUUAGGAAUACGUGCCCUGUGGGCAUUGCCACACAAGAUCCCGAGUUGAGGAAGAAGUUCAAAGGCACUCCGGAGCAUGUUAUUAACUUCUUCUACUACGUUUCUAACGAGCUACGUGCGAUCAUGGCUAAACUUGGAUUCCGCACUGUCAACGAGAUGGUCGGUCACACCGAAAUGCUCAAGGUCCGCGAGGAUCUGAGGAACGCCAAGACCGAGAACAUCGACUUGUCCCUGAUCCUCACGCCGGCUCACACUCUCCGAUCUGGCGUUGCCACCUACAAUGUUCGCAAGCAGGACCACAAGCUCCACGUGCGACUGGACAACAAGCUUAUUGCCGAGUCUGAGCUGGCUCUCGAAAAGGGUUUGCCUUGCCGCAUCGAAUGCGACAUCGUCAACACCGACCGAGCUCUUGGAGCGACUCUUUCUUACCAAAUCAGCAAGCGCUACGGCGAGAAGGGCUUGCCACAGGACACCAUCCACGCCAACAUUCGCGGCUCGGCCGGUCAGUCCUUCGGUGCAUACCUUGCACCCGGUGUCACUCUCGAGCUCGAAGGUGAUGCCAACGACUAUGUCGGUAAGGGCUUGUCUGGCGGCAGACUCAUCAUCUACCCUCCACGAUCUGCUGUCUACAAGGCCGAGGAGAAUGUCAUCAUUGGCAACGUCUGCUUGUACGGUGCUACUAUGGGUACUUGCUUCUUCCGUGGUGUUGCUGCCGAGCGUUUCGCCGUCCGCAACUCGGGUGUGACCGCCGUCGUUGAGGGUAUCGGUGACCACGGAUGCGAGUACAUGACUGGUGGUCGUGUCCUCGUGCUCGGCAGCACCGGACGUAAUUUUGCUGCUGGUAUGUCUGGAGGUAUCGCCUACGUACUGGAUCUCCACAAUGACUUCGAAAGUAAGGUCAACCAGGAGAUGGUGGAGCUCUCAGGACUUGACGAUCCUCAUGAGAUCGCGUUUGUGCGUGGCCUCAUUGAAGACCACCAUCACUACACCGGCUCCGAGCUCGCCGCUCGUGUCCUUCUCGACUUCAACCGUGCUCUGCCUCGCUUUGUCAAGGUCUUGCCGACCGACUACAAGCGUGUGCUUGAUGAGGAGGCAAAGAAGAAGGAGGAUGCCAAGAAGGCUGAGUAUCCUCUGCCUAUCCUCCCUGGAAACGCAGUUCGUAACCUUCAUGAGCAGUCUAGGGAGAACGAACAGGCCAAGGAGAAGAAAGCAGGCCUCAUGGAUCUUGAGGAGAGCCUCCCAGAUGACCAGUCCGAAAAGAAGCGAUCUGCCCUUGUGUUGGACAAGACUCGUGGCUUCAUGAAGUACCAACGUCGCUCUGAGAAGUACCGCUCCGCAAAGACCCGUACCCGUGACUGGGCUGAGCUCAGCUCUCGCCUCACCGAGGACGAGCUCAAGUACCAGACCGCACGAUGCAUGGACUGCGGUGUGCCGUUCUGCCAGUCCGAUACUGGCUGCCCGAUCAGCAACAUCAUUCCCAAGUGGAACGAGCUCGUGUUCCAAAACCAAUGGCAGGAUGCCUUGAACAGGCUGCUGAUGACCAACAACUUUCCCGAGUUCACUGGCCGUGUCUGCCCAGCUCCUUGCGAGGGCGCUUGCGUUCUCGGCAUCAAUGAGGACCCAGUCGGCAUCAAGUCGGUUGAAUGCGCCAUCAUUGAUCGCGGCUUCGAGAUGGGAUGGAUGGUCCCAUCCCCGCCCAAGUACCGCAGCGGCAAGAAGGUCGCCAUCAUUGGAUCUGGUCCUGCUGGUCUGGCCACUGCUGACCAGCUCAACAAGGCUGGCCACGAGGUCACCGUUUACGAGCGCUCUGACCGGGUUGGUGGUCUGCUCAUGUAUGGCAUCCCCAACAUGAAGCUUGACAAGAACGUGGUCCAGCGACGAGUAGACUUCAUGGCUGCUGAGGGCAUCAAGUUUGUCACUGGCUGCUUCGUUGGAGAGGGCGACGUCACCUUCCAAUCUCUGCGCGACACCAACGAUGCUGUCGUUCUGGCCACCGGCUCUACGGUGGCUCGCGACUUGAAGAUCCCCAACCGCGACCUGAACGGCAUUCACUUCGCCAUGCAGUUCUUGCACAAGAACACCAAGUCUCUGCUUGACUCCGAGCUCGCCGACAAUGCGUACAUCUCGGCCAAGGACAAGAACGUUGUCGUCAUCGGUGGUGGUGACACUGGCAACGACUGCAUUGGUACUUCCGUCCGUCAUGGUGCCAAGUCCGUCAUCAACUUCGAGCUGCUGCCACAGCCACCAGCGCAGCGUGCUGCCGACAACCCCUGGCCACAGUGGCCACGUAUCUACCGUGUCGACUAUGGUCACACCGAAGUCAAGACCCAUAUGGGCAGAGACCCGCGUGAGUACUGCAUCAUGUCCAAGGACUUCGUUGACGACGGCAAUGGCAACGUCAAGGGCAUCAACAUUAAGCGUCUGGAGUGGACCAAAAACUCCAACGGCGGCUGGGACAUGAAGGAGAUCGAGGGUAGCGAGGAGUUCUUCCCAGCUGAGCUGGUGCUCAUCUCUAUGGGUUUCUUGUCCCCAGAGGAGAAGGUCACCGAGGGUCAGAUCGAGCUCGAUGGCCGCAAGAACUUCAAGACUCCUCCAGGUCACUACAAUACCAGCCUCGAGGGUGUCUUCGCCGCUGGUGAUUGCCGUCGCGGCCAGUCUCUGAUCGUCUGGGGCAUCAACGAGGGUCGCCAGGCUGCUCGUGAUGUCGAUUCGUACCUCACCGGCGUAGGCACACAGCUGCCCGUCACUGGUGGUAUCAUCAAGCGGCCACCAUACGAGCUCCUCCAUAAGGCCAACGGUGCUCCUCAGGAGCUCAUCACUGCUGCGGCUUAA
Molecule: messenger RNA, 6528 nt
Organism: Lecanosticta acicola
Lineage: Eukaryota; Fungi; Ascomycota; Dothideomycetes; Mycosphaerellales; Mycosphaerellaceae
Source: the annotation of a GenBank genome assembly